Molecule: messenger RNA, 534 nt
Organism: Batrachochytrium dendrobatidis JAM81
Lineage: Eukaryota; Fungi; Chytridiomycota; Chytridiomycetes; Rhizophydiales
Exons: 3
Coding region: 1-534 (177 amino acids)
Source: RefSeq, a predicted model, not a curated record
AUGAUUGCUUUCGGUGCGCUUACAAUCGAGUUUAUUUUUAGAUUUUCAAUGGCAUUCACAGACAGACCUAACAUGUCACACAUGGAAUGGGGAGAAGAAGAAACAGGACAACCAGUGCCUACGGCAGAGCUUGUGUAUCACCACUGGGCCGAUCGUCCAUCCGAGCCAGUAGUAGUCAAAACUAAUCCUAGGCUUGGCCCCCAAAAUAGAUCAUCCGAACCCAUUGCGCGUAACUCACAGAAUGACUCGAAUCAUCGGGGUAGGCGGCCGCCAUAUAACUCCAGAGGUCGGGGCCACACUAUGCGAUCUACAUUUAAUAAUGACUCAUCAGACAGUGCCCAAUCUGGCCCUGCGUUUAGACGUGCCUUGCCAAUGCAAUCAUCAACACUACAUCACUACCGUCCACCACGUCGGCAGUCGCAGAUGUCUGCAAGGCAGUAUCCAGAUUCCUCUCAUCAGCAUCAAACUUCGUAUGGUUUACAAUCAAUUUCAGGUGAUGAUGAGUAUAAUAAUAAGCGAAAGCGCUUGGACUGA